Messenger RNA from Saccostrea cuccullata (small rock oyster), 4722 nucleotides. RefSeq names its product regulatory-associated protein of mTOR-like. The coding region runs from base 251 to 4078 and encodes 1275 amino acids. Gene Ontology annotation, biological process: regulation of autophagy; cellular response to amino acid stimulus; positive regulation of cell growth. The record is from RefSeq and is a predicted model, not a curated record. NCBI's taxonomy places the organism in Eukaryota, Metazoa, Mollusca, Bivalvia, Ostreida, Ostreidae. Gene Ontology annotation, molecular function: protein binding; protein-macromolecule adaptor activity. The transcript is spliced from 30 exons. Gene Ontology annotation, cellular component: cytoplasm; TORC1 complex.
CCACUUUGAAGUCUCACAUGUCGGUGAAUGUUUGGUGAAUGUGUGGUUUUCCUCAAGAAAAACUGCGUCUCUUCAAUUGAUUAAUGGAAAGUUUGAUGAUAUUGAAUUCAUUUGAUUUACAGAAGUAUCCUGAACAAAUGUUAUCGUCUUCUGAGCUCGUUAACAAAUUGAAAAUGUCUAAGACAGUAUGUAAACAAAAUAACUUCAGCGUCCCAGGACAGAAUAACCUUUAAAGACAUCGCUGUUUAUCAUGUCUAGUGAACUAGAGCUACCUUUUCUGAAUGAUCUACACGAGGAAGAGGAUGAAGCUAAAGACUGGGACUUAUUAAUUGCUUUUAAUGAAUUAAGACACAGAGAAAAAAUCCAGGGGUCAAAGAAAGUGGCUCAGACAUGGCGAAUGAAAGAGAGGAUGAAGACAGUGAGUGUAGCCUUGGUGCUUUGUCUAAAUGUUGGUGUUGACCCCCCAGAUGUCGUGAAAACCUGCCCCUGUGCUCGGCUGGAAUGUUGGAUUGACCCCCUCAGUUCUCAGAAAGCCCUGGAGGCAAUAGGAGCAAACCUACAGAAACAGUACGAGAGAUGGCAACCCAGGGCCAGGUACAAGCAGAGUCUCGACCCGACGGUGGAUGAAGUGAAGAAAUUGUGUUCAUCCCUCAGAAGAAAUGCAAAAGAAGAGAGAGUUUUAUUCCAUUACAAUGGACACGGUGUUCCAAGACCUACAGUCAAUGGGGAAAUAUGGGUCUUCAACAAGAGCUACACCCAGUACAUCCCUCUCUCUGUGUAUGACCUGCAGACCUGGAUGGGGAGUCCUUCUAUCUAUGUGUAUGACUGCUCUAAUGCAGGGAUCAUCAUAGAACUAUUCAGACAGUUCUCAUUACAGAGAGAUUCAGAACUAGAGUCCGCCCUGAAUGGGUCAGGUCCCCGGUUUGGUAAUCCUUCCCCUGCCACGUCCUCCGCUCGGAACUGUAUACAGCUGGCAGCCUGCGGAGCAUCAGAGUUACUUCCCAUGAAUCCUGAACUUCCUGCCGAUCUUUUCACUUCCUGUCUCACAACCCCCAUCAGAAUAGCACUUAAAUGGUAUGUUCUGCAAAACACUGGUAAAUUAGUACCAAAUAUUACCUUGGACCUUGUAGAUAAAGUUCCAGGUCAGUUGAAUGACAGAAGAACCAUGUUAGGGGAACUGAAUUGGAUAUUUACAGCCAUCACAGACACCAUAGCCUGGAACACGCUGCCAAGAGAAUUAUUCCAGAAGCUCUUCAGACAGGAUUUGUUGGUGGCCAGUUUAUUCCGUAACUUCCUAUUGGCUGAGAGAAUCAUGAGGUCGUAUAACUGUACCCCCAUGUCCAGUCCUCGUCUUCCCCCAACAUACCAACACCCCAUGUGGCAGGCCUGGGAUCUAGCUCUGGACAUCUGCCUGAGACAGUUACCUACCCUACUGGAGGACGAGAAUGCCCAGUUCCACCACAGUCCUUUCUUCACAGAACAGCUGACUGCAUUCCAGGUGUGGUUGUCUUACGGGUCAGAGAAACGGAACCCUCCCGAACAACUCCCUAUAGUACUACAGGUGUUAUUAAGUCAGGUUCACAGACUUAGAGCUUUAGACCUGUUGGGACGAUUCCUGGAUUUGGGUCCCUGGGCUGUCAGUCUGGCUUUAUCAGUUGGUAUUUUUCCAUACGUCCUUAAACUUCUACAAAGCUCAGCCAGAGAGUUACGUCCCCUGCUGGUGUUCAUCUGGGCCAAGAUUUUGUCUGUUGAUAGUUCUUGUCAAACAGACUUAGUGAAAGACAAUGGCCAUAAGUACUUCCUGUCUGUGUUAGCCGACCCAUACAUGCCAGCAGAGCACAGGACUAUGGCAGCCUUUGUAUUGGCAAUGAUUGUUAAUGACUACAAACAAGGCCAGGAGGCAGCGUUACAGGGGAGUGUGAUAUCUAUUUGUCUGGAGCAGUUAUCAGAUUCCAGUUCCUCAUUACGUCAGUGGCUGGCACUCUGUCUAGGAAAGGUCUGGUCUAACUUUGACAAUGCUCGCUGGUGUGGAGUGAGAGACAGGGCUCAUGAAAAGCUCUCCUUACUUCUGAAUGAUCCUUCUCCAGAGGUUAGAGCGAGUGCAGUGUUUGCUCUGGGGACCUUUAUCAGUGUGUCUGACCGCAGUGACCAGGCUAACAACAUUGACCUGGGGGUGGGGAUGAUGCUGGCCUCUGUAGGAUCUGAUGGAAGUCCACUUGUUAGAAAGGAGGUGGUGGUAGCUCUAUCCGCCCUGGUCGUGGAGUUCGAGUCCCAGUUCUGUAAUGUGGUGGUGCAGUGGAUGGAGGAGGAGAGACAGAAGGAGAAGAGUGCGGUGGUGACUGGGGAAGUUCCGGGUGGGUGGAAUCUAGUAACAGGCUCUACUGCUUCCCAGUCUUCAACCACUAACUCCUCAUUUGGUGGCUCUGUCAGCUCCACUGACGGUUUCCAUAGCGAGGGCUCUUCCAUCAGGCGGACCCACUCCAGCAACACCCUGACUGGCACCUCCUUCAGCAGUGUGUACAUGACGGUGUGGAAGGUGCUGGUCCAGUUAGCCACGGGGCCACACAGGGAGGUGGUGGAGAUGGCUAAACAGAUCGUCAAUGUACUCAAGCUGAAGGCUUCAUUGAGUGUGAGACCAGCCUAUGUGAUCCAAAACUCCAAGUCAUCUCUCUCUGCCCCAUCAAGUCCUUCCAAUUCAGCCCCAAUACAUGGCACACCCCCACAGAACCACUUUCAUGAAGACAGUGUACACCUGACACCGGGAGGUCAAAUGAAGCGGGACUACUCCUCCCCUCACCUAUCAGGCAGGGUCAACUCCCACACAAGUCCUCACCCUCGCAGUAAAAGAAUGCUGUCCGACAAAACCACAGGAAUGAUACAAGAGGAUUUAAUAGAUGAUUCACGAAAUAUCAAGCAGAUCUCAGUAACCACGGAGUUCUUUGAGUGGAGCUGUCGCCAUUUCGCCCAGCCCCUGAUGCGUCUCUCGGAGGAACAGGAUCCCGAGAGCUCCUCGCAUCAUAAACGAGAGUUCCGAUUUCUACGGAACGCUAACGUCCGACAGGAAGCGAGAGAGGAGCAACUCAGGGCAGGCUUUAACAGACUUGAUGUAGAAGUGUUUGUAAAUAAGAAUCAGGGGAUCCCCACUGUAAUUAAGUUUCAUCCAUACGAGUGCCAUGUAGCAGUCGCUGAUAAGGAUGGAAUUUGUUUUUGGGACUGGGAACAGGGCACAAAGAAGAACUACAUCUACAAUGAGAAUCUGAAAAACACCAAAAUAUCAGCCAUGGAUUUCAUCAACCCCCAUGAUGAGACAUUGCUCCUAUGUGGGACUGAUGACGGAGCAGUUCGGAUAUGGAGGAACUACCUCACAGAGGGGUAUGAUGGGAAGGAAUUGGUGACUGCAUUUCAAGCAAUAACUGACCUUAUUCCAACAGUCAGACGAGCUGGUCUUGUGAUGGACUGGGAGCAGGAAUCUGGAAUGUUACUGGCCUCCGGGGAUGUCCGGAUCAUCCGGAUCUGGGAUUCUCAAAGAGAGACCAAAGUACAGGAUAUACCGACUGGUGCGGAGAGUUGUGUUACCAGCCUGGCCUCCGACUCGUUUGGCCGGUCGUUACUGAUAGCAGGUUGUGGGGAUGGGACAGUAAGACUGUUUGACAGAAGGCUGGCUCCAUCAGAAUGUCGAGUUAUGACUUUGAGAGAGCAUAAUAGAUGGGUUGUGAAGGUUCAUCUGCAAAAAGGCUCAGAGGACAAAAUAGUUAGUGCUAGCAAUGCGGGUGAUGUUAGAUUCUGGGAUCCUCGAUUUACAGAGUCAGUAAAAACAUUAAACCUAACGCAAGGAAUCACUGCUUUAGAGAUUCACAAGCAUGCAGAUGUUCUAGCCUGUGGCUCACCAAACCAGUUUAUUGGGGUGUAUAACACAUCAGGAGACAAUCUGAGUACAAUUAAAUACCACGAGGGAUUUCUGGGUCAGAGAAUCGGAGCAGCUAGCUGUAUGGCUUUUCAUCCUUACAAGGUGAAGUUGGCUGCUGGCAGUACAGACAGUUUUAUCUCAGUUUAUUCCACCCCGGUCAAACGCAGCUGAUAAAGGCUCACCAAAGACACUCUUAGUUUUACUCAGUCUUUCAGUUGAUUUUAAACAAAUGAUAUGUAUCACAAUAGGCCGUUUUAUCAAUAUUCUGUCAGAAGGCCAAUGAAAUGAUAGUUUUAUAUGUUCUCUCAAUAGAUGGUAUGUUAUUGUAUUUUGUAACUAGUCAUGGACUAACAUGCAUACAUGUAUAAACAUAUUGAGCACCUGCUAUGUGAUUAUUUAAAUGGCAUGUUUUACUGUUUUAUGCAGAAAAAUGUAUUGGUUUACAUAUGAAUGAUAUGCUAUAGGCUGUUCUGUUUUGUUUGAGGUCAUGUGUCUGGAAUAUUUUUAUUGACAUACAUGUAUGUGAUAUGAAGUAUAGUCUUAAAAAUUUGUAUAGAUGGUUCUGAAUAUCAUUAUCUCGUCUAUGAUAUAUGUGUAAAUAAAUUAAAAUGCAAAUUAUACAACAUUAUUACCAUAUUAAACAUGUAUGUCCUUAACACAGCUGUUUCUCGGCAAAUUUAAGAUAAGGCUAAAUUCUUUGCAAAUGUGAAAAAGGCAAAAAUAACAAUGGGGGGAAUUACUCUAAAUACAGAUGUGCCGAUUAUUUUGAUUUAGGGUGUGUUAAAACAUUCUCGGAAACAGUUAUAUUUAUUAUG